AUGGCUGUAGUCAUCCGUUUACUGGGGCUUCCUUUUAUUGCGGGCCCUGCGGAUAUUCGUCACUUCUUCAAGGGAUUGACUAUUCCUGAUGGAGGAGUGCAUAUAAUUGGAGGGGAAAUUGGGGAGGCUUUUAUUAUUUUUGCAACAGAUGAAGAUGCAAGACGUGCCAUCAGUCGUUCAGGAGGACUUAUCAAGGACUCAUCUGUAGAGCUCUUUCUCAGUAGCAAGGCAGAAAUGCAGAAGACUAUAGAAAUGAAAAGAACUGAUCGCAUAGGAAGAGAGCGACCAAGAUCUGGGGGAUUAGGGGCUGGUAGCCUUGCUAAUUUUGGUGAUGCUGUUAAGGAAGAAGCAAGUAAUUCUGGAUAUCAAGAUGCUGAGUUUCAUACUAAUGGUACAGGACGUGAUGAUUUAAAGCCAAGAAGGACACGGCCAGCAAGAGCCAAAAAUCCUUACUUAUUUCUGCGGGGUUUGCCUUAUUUAGUAAAUGAAGAUGAUGUACGUGUUUUUUUCUCUGGUUUGUGUGUGGAUGGAGUAAUUUUCUUAAAACAUCAAGAUGGCCGAAAUAAUGGCGAUGCCAUAGUAAAAUUUGCUUCAUGUAUUGAUGCUUCAGGAGGUCUAAAAUGUCAUAGAAGUUUUAUGGGUUCAAGAUUUAUAGAAGUAAUGCAAAGCUCAGAUCAACAGUGGAUUCAGUAUGGUGGUAAGGAGGAUGAAGUUCCUAUGAGAACUGAAGAACAUUCUCCAACAAGAGGAAUUAAUGAUAGACACUCUCGAAAGCGGUCUCAUUCAAAAUCUCCCAGAAGAACACGUUCUCGUUCUCCUGUUGGACAUUAUGUUCACUUAAAAAAUCUGUCUCUAAAUAUUACGAAGAGAGAUUUAAAAAAUUUCUUUAGAGAUACUAAACUGAGUAAUGAGCAGAUUACAUUUUUAUAUAAAGAUGAAAAAAGAACACGGUAUGCCUUGGUGAUGUUCAAGACUUUGUCAGACUUUUAUACUGCUCUGGCUUUACAUAAGACUGUUGUCCAGUAUCGUCCAGUUCAUAUUGAUCCAAUUUCCAGGAAAAAGGUGCUGAAAUUAAUGGAAUAUUAUGAAACAAAAAGACCAGGGUCAGUAGAGACAGAGAGGCCUGGACAUGUUUCACAAAAAUAUUCUAAAGAAGGUUCCUCUGGCCAAAAGUUGUGCAUAUAUAUAAGAAAUUUUCCAUUUGACGUCACAAAAGUUGAGGUGCAAAAGUUCUUUGCGGAUUUCUCUCUUGAGGAGGAUGACAUUUACUUGCUUUAUGAUGACAAGGGAGUUGGUUUGGGAGAAGCAUUGGUGAAAUUUAGAUCAGAAGAACAAGCCAUGAAAGCGGAACGUUUAAACCGGCGAAGAUUCUUGGGGACAGAGGUAUUGUUAAGAGUUAUAUCUGAGGCACAAAUGCAGGAGUUUGGUGUAAAUUUUUCCUUGAUGUCCAGUGAGAAAAUGCAAGACCAUUCACAGUUACAUGAUAGAGAUGACCAUUCCCAUUCAUUUGACUCCAAAGAGCCACCAGGAUACUCGGUUGGCCCUUCUGAAAACUUCAGAUCUCAACUAGAGGAUGUGAGGAAGCAUUCUCAGGGAGAUUUCAGACAGCCUGAUAGGCGUCCUCCAGAAGACUUCAGGCGCCCCCCAGAGGAUUUCAGGCACUCCUCAGAAGACUUCAGACGCCCUCGUGAAGAGCACUUCAGGCGGCCUCCUGAGGAGGACUUUAGACACCCUAGGGAGGAGGACUGGAGAAGGCCUCCUGAGGAGGACUGGAGACGGCCAAUCAAGGAGGAUUUCCGGCGGCCUCCCAAGGAGGACUGGAGGCAGCCCCCUGAGGGAGACUUCAGGCGACCACCUGAUGAGGACUGGAGGCGACCACCUGAGGAUGACUUCAGGCGUCCCCCUGAGGAAGACUUCAGGCAGCCUCCUGAGGAGGACUUCAGGCAUUCCCCUGAGGAAGACUUUAGGCGGUCACCUCAGGAGCAUUAUAGGCGGCCACACCAGGAGCACUUCAGGCGGCCACCCCAGGAGCACUUCAGACGUCCAUCCCAGGAGCAUUUCCGGCGGCCACCCCAGGAGCAUUUCCGGCGGCCACCCCAGGAGCAUUUCCGGCGGCCACCCCAGGAGCAUUUUCGGCGGCCACCCCAGGAGCAUUUCCGGCGGCCACCUCAGGAGCAUUUCCGUCGCCCCCGAGAGGAAGAUUUCAGGCGCCCACCAGAUGAAGAUUUUAGGGGCCCUCCUGAUGAAGACUUCAGGCACCCUCCUGACGAGGACUUUAGGAACCCCAGGGAGGAAGACUUCAGGUGCCCUUCUGAUGAGGAUUUCAGACAGCUCCCUGAGGAGGAUUUCAGGGGAGCUAUGGAAGAGGACCCCAGACUUGCUGAUAAUUUUAGACCCCCUGGUGAGGAGUUUAGAAGCCCGCCUGAUGAUUUUAGAAGUCACCGCCCUUUUGUGAGCUUUGGUCGCCCAGAAAGUGGCAAGUUUGAUUUUGGCAAGCGUAAUAUGGGGGGUUUUCCUGAGGGAAGAUUUAUGCCUGAUCCAAAAUUAAAUUGUGGUCAAGAUAGAGCAACUCCUAUUAAGAUAAUGAAUCUUCCAUUUAAAGCUAAUGUUAAUGAGAUUUUAGACUUUUUUCAUGGCUAUAAAGUCAUACCAGAUUCCGUUUCAAUACAGUAUAAUGAGAAAGGAUUACCUAUAGGGGAAGCCAUUGUUACUAUGGUAAACUAUAAUGAAGCUAUGGCUGCUAUUAAAGAUCUCAAUGAUAGGCCAGUUGGCCCACGAAAAGUUAAGUUAAUUAUGCUCUAG
Molecule: messenger RNA, 2802 nt
Organism: Orycteropus afer afer
Lineage: Eukaryota; Metazoa; Chordata; Mammalia; Tubulidentata; Orycteropodidae
Gene: RBM12B
Product: RNA binding motif protein 12B
Exons: 1
Coding region: 1-2802 (933 amino acids)
Biological process (GO): regulation of RNA splicing
Cellular component (GO): nucleoplasm; ribonucleoprotein complex
Molecular function (GO): RNA binding
Source: RefSeq, a predicted model, not a curated record